Papilio polytes (common Mormon) is the source of this 2659-nucleotide messenger RNA. RefSeq lists its product as uncharacterized. Gene Ontology annotation, molecular function: serine-type endopeptidase inhibitor activity. Bases 174 to 2606 code for a protein of 810 amino acids. The record is from RefSeq and is a predicted model, not a curated record. Lineage: Eukaryota; Metazoa; Arthropoda; Insecta; Lepidoptera; Papilionidae. The transcript is spliced from 2 exons.
CGAUAUAAAGUCGUCCCAUAAGCGAGGUGGGCUAGUAGCGGCAAAUCCACGCGCAUCGUCGCUUCACAAAUACUCGUGCAUUGUGCGUCCGUGAGAAGGUCUUCAUUGAUAUUGAUUGAACUGCGCCUCACCGUAUCAGUAUUGUACACGACUCGGCUCUAUCUAGUCGCGCGAUGUGGAAGGUACUCACCUUGGUUAGCUUCGCACUAGCCGCACCAAAAAGCGAACUGGACUUCAGCUCUUUGAACACAUUCUCGUUACAACUUCUUUACAACUCGUACGCAUUUCAAGAAAGCUAUGGAGAGAAGAACAUGGUCAUAUCCCCAAUGUCUAUUUGGAGCAUGUUCACAUUACUAACUGAAGGAUGCUCCGGUGAAACUUUUGACCAGCUAAUGAAAGAACUGCGACUACCCAAUGAUGUAAGAGCAACCACGGCUCUUCAUUUAGCGGUCUCCAAAAUGCUGUUGCAUAAAGACGAGGACGUAAUCCUAGACGGAGUAUCAGUACUAUUUGCUGAUUGCAAUUUAAAUAUACAUCAAGAAUUCUGUCAAUAUGCGCAAAAAUUUUUCACACAAGUUUAUGUUGUCGAUACUAGUAAUGAAACAUUACUAGCCGAUGACAUAAAUACUUUUAUUUGUAAAGUGACACGUGGAAAAAUACAAGAAGCGGUUACUCCUAGUGUUUUAGAAAAUUUAAGAAUGAUUCUAGUCGAUGGAUUGUAUUUCAAAGCGAACUGGACGUACCCAUUCGAUUCGACUCAGACAAGAGAAGAAGCAUUUUAUAACCAUCAAGGUAAAAUGAUUGGAUCAGUUAACAUGAUGUAUCAUAAAGCACCUCAUAAUAUUGGAGAUUCGCCUUCAAUAGGGGCACAGAUUCUUGAAAUGCCAUACGGUAAGAACGAGGAACUAUCCAUGUUAAUACUGCUACCAUUCGACGGCAUGCCUCUAAAAAUGUUGUUAGAAAAUCUAUCAAAACAACCAUUAACGUGGAUGAAUGAUAUUUUAACUUCAGAAACAUUACCUGAAUUAGAUUGUUACAUACCAAGAUUCAAAAUCACUUCGCAAUCUGAUAUGAUACCGCCUUUAAUGUAUAUGGGGAUACGUAAUGUUUUCGAUAGUAGUAAAGCUCAGAUGCCAGGUAUAUCUGACAGUCCUCUUUACGUGUCUAAAACAGUCCAGAACGUGAACAUUGAAGUGACAGAGGAGGGGACAGUGGCAGCGUCCUCUACCGUCGUUGGCUUAGAGGAUAGAAUACUCUCGCAGAGAUUCGAAGCAAAUAAAGAAUUUGUGUUUUUAAUCAGGGAGAGACAAUCUGGUGUUAUUGUGUUUGCUGGUGUGUAUGCUGAACCAUCUUUAGUGUUAUCGAAUGAUUCAGUAUACUUUAAACAACGCGGUCAAACGGUCGACAUAAUGCGACUACCAUUUAUCUUCCUUACUUUACUAUCAACAUGUUAUUGUAAAAUUGAAUUCAGUGAAAGAGCAAGGAAUUUUAGUAUCGAAUUACUAUACUAUACAGCUGAAGAAACACAAUGGCACACUGUGAUAUCACCGUUCGGAGUUUGGACACUACUCACUGCUGUAUCCGUUGGAGCUGAGGAUUCCAGUCGCAAUCAACUACUAAAAACAUUAAUACUACCCAAGAAACAACAGACAUUAAUUGAUGGAUUCAAAAACCUAACCAAAACCGUCUUAAACACUGGCACUCCUGAAGUGGAAUUAAAAAAUAAAAACUUCCUAUUCAGUGACAGCAGUUUUUUAUUGAAGCACGAUUUCACAAAGAGCAUGCAGAGAAAUUUUAGUGCUAUCGUUAGCAGGCUAAACUUCAAAACAGAGUCAGCAGCGGAAUUAGCGAACAAUGUAAUCAAACGAUCUGGUCUUAAGCUUAACAACGUAUUAAAGCCUAGCGAUUUUCAAGAUUCCAAAAUGAUAUUAACCAAUGUUAUAUCACUAAAAGCAUAUUGGAAAGUGCCAUUUAAUGUAUCAGAUACAAAAAUAUCACCAUUUUACGAUGAAAACGGUAAAGAAAUUGGUAAAGUAAACAUGAUGUAUUUAGAAGAUACGCCACCUUAUUCUAGCUUUGACGAAAUCGGAGCAUCUAUACUGGAACUGGCUUACGGCGAUGAAGAUAUCAGCAAAUACUCAUUACUUGUAAUAUUACCCGAACCCGGUGUGAGUGUAGCGUCAGUCUAUAGACGUUUAUCUGAUAUUUCUCUCAAGGAUAUAUUUGCUAAACUACAGAGUGACAUGGACAUGUUUGGUAUGACUUCAGUCGUCGUCAACGUGCCGAGGUUUAAGAUUAGUACGAAAUUGGUAUUAAACAAACCGUUAUUCACAAUGGGUGUUGAAGAUAUAUUCGAUCCAGGCGCAGCAAACUUCAAAGGUAUAACUGAAAGUAACAAUGUUUUCGUAUCAUCUAUAGUACAUAAUGCUGUUAUAGAAGUAACAGAAACUGGGACCGUAGCUUCAGCUACGACUUACGCAUAUUUCGCGGAUAGAGCAAGACCAUCUGUUUUUAACGCGAAUCGACCAUUUAUCUAUUUCGUUCUUGAGAAAACAACAAACACAAUUUUAUUUAGUGGUGCUUAUACUAAGCCAUCCGUCUUUUAAAAUGUUUAAGUAAGCAGAAGAUAUGUCUUGUUGUGACAUAAAUUUAUUUUGUA